UGUAUGUAUUGGGCUCUUUGUACUUACGCUUAAAAUUGCCUAUGAUCGGCCCAGCUCAAGAGCCAACCCUAAGCACCGCCUCUUUACCAUCAAAGAAACAGGUAAAUUUUGCCGAAACCAGACUCCAGUGCCAGCCGUCUACUCAGAAACCAGAGCAGUAACAAUGAAGGUGCGAUCAUCAGUAAAGAAGAUGUGUGAAUUUUGUAAGACAGUAAAACGUCGUGGACGUGUAUAUAUAAUUUGCUCUUCUAAUCCUAAGCACAAGCAACGACAAGGAAUGUCAACGUUUGCAAAUGAAGGACCGAUCCCAUCCAUGUUUAUGGAAACAAAAGCCAAGCAGGAGAUUGCACCCACUCAGAGCUUCCAGACGGGGCUGGCUGCUCUGAUGCCCAAAAAACAUGAGCCAUCACUGAUAUAUGGAUGGAGGGCCAACCUGGCAUCUCUUCUCUUUAAACAGGGAAAAUAGCUUUAAAAUCGAGUUUUUUAGGCUUUUGAAUACGUAACCAUAGUUUUCAGCUUUACUUUAUCGUGUCUUAAUUUGAUCUCUCUUUUCAAAUUUUGACUUAUCUUGGCAUACUCAUAAAUCACCAUGUUGUUACUGAGGGAAGAUGUUAUACUGAAGAAACAACUCUUGUAAUCUGCAUAAGAGAAACAGGGAAUACCAUUGAUACAUUAGUGAAUGGUUUCUUUGAUCA
Messenger RNA from Mangifera indica (mango), 695 nucleotides. RefSeq lists its product as uncharacterized. NCBI's taxonomy places the organism in Eukaryota, Viridiplantae, Streptophyta, Magnoliopsida, Sapindales, Anacardiaceae. Gene Ontology annotation, molecular function: structural constituent of ribosome. The transcript is spliced from 3 exons. Gene Ontology annotation, biological process: translation. The record is from RefSeq and is a predicted model, not a curated record. Gene Ontology annotation, cellular component: ribosome. Bases 164 to 466 code for a protein of 100 amino acids.